GGUCUUAUAUCCUUCCGCAACAUAACCUUCGUCGUCCGCUCUGCGGAGAGAUGAAGUGUUGCGCCGCUUCAAGUAGCCUAAAUAAAUAUGAAUUAUCAUCCGAUAAAGGCACAGAUUCUGGAGAUGGAUCUGUUAUAGAUGUGUUUUUACAAUUUAAAGUUCUAUAUCCUAAUAUAAUAGGCCUAGGUCGAG
Molecule: messenger RNA, 192 nt
Organism: Racocetra persica
Lineage: Eukaryota; Fungi; Glomeromycota; Glomeromycetes; Diversisporales; Gigasporaceae
Source: the annotation of a GenBank genome assembly